Molecule: messenger RNA, 547 nt
Organism: Protopterus annectens (West African lungfish)
Lineage: Eukaryota; Metazoa; Chordata; Ceratodontiformes; Protopteridae
Gene: RPL32
Product: ribosomal protein L32
Exons: 4
Coding region: 83-490 (135 amino acids)
Biological process (GO): translation
Cellular component (GO): cytosolic large ribosomal subunit; ribosome
Molecular function (GO): structural constituent of ribosome
Source: RefSeq, a predicted model, not a curated record
GUUUUUACAUUUCCCAACAGGCUUUUCUCUCUUUCCUUCUGAGCUGUGCUUGUGGGAAGGUUGAAUAUCCUACAUUUGCAUAAUGGCUGCGCUUCGACCAUUAGUGAAGCACAAGAUCGUUAAAAAACGAGUAAAGAAGUUCAUACGCCACCAGUCUGAUCGCUAUGUUAAAAUCAAGCGUAAUUGGCGUAAACCAAGAGGUAUUGACAACCGAGCACGCAGGAGAUUCAAGGGUCAGAUCCUAAUGCCAAAUAUUGGUUAUGGUAGCAGUAAAAAGACUAAACAUAUGUUGCCCACGGGUUUUAAGAAAUUUCUUGUGCACAAUGUCCGUGAACUGGAAGUUCUGCUGAUGAGCAACCGAUCCUAUUGUGCAGAGAUUGCUCAUAAUGUGUCGUCCAAGAAUCGUAAAUCGAUUGUGGAACGCGCAGCUCAGCUAGCUAUCAAGAUCACCAAUCCAAAUGCCAGAUUGCGCAGCGAGGAGAAUGAAUAAACUGGUGCCCUUCCUGGACAAAUGUUUGUCUAAAAUAAUAAAAAAUGUAAAAACUAA